AUGAUUAAGCAUCAUUUCAAAUUAAAAUUCCCUAAAUAAGAUGUAGUUUAAACUAAAUCUUAAACUAAAUCCACAUUCUAUAUAGCUAGAAGAAUAAUCUAAAGUACUAGUGAUAGAGCAAUAAAUAUAUUAAACACUAAAGGUAUAGAUAAAAUAAAUAAUGACAAAAAGCCAACUCCAACUUCUUCAAGAGCAUAUACUACUUCUCAUUAUAGAAGUUAUUCAACAACUCCAACAAAUUUAAAAGGAUAAUAAUCAUAAAAUUUGGAUGAAUAAGCAUAACCAUUUAAUACAGAAAGACAGUAAUCAAUUAGUUUACUAUCAUCAGAAUUUAAAAUUAAUACAUAACCCAAAUCUAAUAGGGUAGUGUCUCUAUAUUAAAUAUCUCCCAAAGAAGUACCUAAAACUAAUAUAAUCAAUCCUAUUUUUGAUUAAGAGAAACAUUAUUAUUAAUCUUCAUUUCGUUCAGCAAAAGAUACUUAAUUAAAUAAGGAUGAUUUAAUAAAGAUAAAUAGAUAUCAUAAUGAUUUAAUAGAUGAAAAUCCUAUUAUUAUGAAAUAAGAAUCUAAAAAAAAAUAAUCAAUAUUUAUUAAUAUAACUUAUUAGGAAUAUGAAAGAAAAUCAAAAUAAAUAUUUAAGAAACAUCUAUAAGGGACUUAAAAAUAGCAAAUCUUUUUAUAAAAAGUAUUAAAGAAUAUUAAAGAUUCAUAAAGUGAAAAAUCAGAAUCAAAGUCAUUAGUUAGAAAAUAUUCUAAAAUUUGGAAAGAAAACUUUUCUUAAACGUAGUUUUAAGAGUAAUAAAAAUAUUCAAAGUCUUCUUAACAAUUUAAAUUGUAUUUUAAUUAGUUUAUUGAAAAAUGUCUUAAUAAGUUUCGUUUAUAUUAAUAAAUAACUGAAUUUCUUGAUCUUAUUGAAAAGAUACAAUAAAUAAAUCUAAAUUUAUUUGAAUCUGUUCAUGAUUUAAGAAAACUUUAUAUUUAAAAUCAUAAUAUUAAAGUAAGCCAUACAGAAAUAAUAGAAGAUUUAAAAUUUAGAUACAAAAAAGAGAUUAUUUCAUUUGGAAUGUAAAUAAAUAUUAUUAAUAUAGAAUAGGAUAGAUAUAUUGACUGAAGUAAAAGAUGAUGAAUUUUAAUCAUAGUAUUUUUUACCAGAUUCAUAAGGAGAUAUUGCUAUUAAACCAAUAGAAUAUUUUUAACUUGAAAUAACAAGAAAUAAUAAUUUAUAUUAAAUAUGUCCAAUUAUUAGUAAAUUAGAUAAUCAUACAAAAAAUGAAUUAUUGUCUGUUGAGUCUUUAGAUAUGGAUAAAAUAAUAUAUUAAAAUAAUAUAGAUGAAUUUGUUCCGAAUAUUUAAAAUAAAAAUAUACUAUUAAGAAAGUUUAAUGCAUAAUUGAUUUAUAAAAAAUAUUCAGAUAUAUUAAUAGGUAAUUAUUAAAAUAAUAAUGAUAUUAUUGAUCUUGAACAUAAUAAUUAUCUACAAUAAUAACAAUAAUAAAUUCCAUUAAAUCUAGAUAAAAAGGCAAUGAUGAUGAAUCUUAGAAAAUAAACAAGAGAUGCUAAAAUUUAAGCUAGAAAAUCAGUAUUAGGAUUUUAAAAUGAGAAUUUAAGAAGUCAAAAGAUUUCAAUAAAUCCUAAAUAUUAAUCUAAUUUACUUGUUCCAGAAGCAUCUGAAUUAUAAUUAAAAAGAAGAAAAAGCAAAUCAUUAUAAAAUCUUUCAGAGAUUGAAAUAGAUUAGGAAGAUGAGAUUAUUAAAACUAAUGAAAGUGAUUAAGGAGAUAUUAUUUCAAAAUAUUAUAAAGAUAAAGUAUUAUUUAUAUUUUUUAUAUUUAGCCUGUGAAAUAUAAAUAAUAAUUAAGAUUAUAAAAUUUAUAAAUAUUUGAUUAUGCAAUAAAACAAGAACAUUCAGGAAUUGUUGUAGUAUAAUUAAUGAUUGAACAUAAUUUAUUAGAUGAAUUAAUAGAUUAUUUAAGAUAAAAUCCAAAUUUUUCUCUUAAUUCUAGAAAUGCUAUAGGAAAACCAUUAAUAAUGAUUGCUGCAUAAUCUGGAAAUAAAGAAUUAGUUUAAUAUAUGAUCAAUUAAAAUGUUCUAUUAAAUGUUAAAGAUGUAAAUUUUCAGUUUAAAGAUAGUUAGAAGGGAAUACAGCACUUCAUUAUGCAGUUGCAUAUGGAUAUUAUGAUAUUGCUGAUCUAUUAUUGUUAAAUGGAGCAAAUCCGUAUAUAAAAAAUAGAAAUGACUAAAAUCCAUGGAAUUAGAAUUAAUAAUUACUACAAAUUAAAUGA
Messenger RNA from Paramecium pentaurelia, 2276 nucleotides. The record is from the annotation of a GenBank genome assembly. NCBI's taxonomy places the organism in Eukaryota, Ciliophora, Oligohymenophorea, Peniculida, Parameciidae.